UCUUGCAACAACAACAAUAGUAAACAGCUGUCUCUCUUCUUUUUCAGAAACCUCAAAUGCGGCCGAUGAUAGUAGAAUAUGACCCCAAGAAAAAAGGAGUCAAAAAUGACUUAUCAGAUGUCGUUAUGGUCAAGUACAAAGUUGACCCAAAUGAGAUCCCAGUGGAACAACAGGCGGGCUCCACCCUGCCUCUCAUGGAGAUUCCAGGCAGGGAUAUUGAGGCUGAUGAGGACUAUAAUCCUUUCGAGCAUAGGAAACUGGCGCAUCCUACAUCGGAUAUGGAUACGCUUAUCCAUUUGCUGAAAGGAUCCCUCGGCAGUGGAAUCCUGGCUAUGCCAAUGGCUUUCCGUAACGCUGGUCUCUACUUCGGCUUAAUAGCCACAUUUGCCAUCGGAGGUAUCUGCACGUACUGCGUGCAUGUACUGGUCAAGACUGCACAUGAACUGUGCAGGCGGAUACAGAAGCCCUCGUUAGGAUUCGCUGAAGUUGCUGAAGCUGCCUUCUUGUCUGGUCCACCGGCUGUGCAUAAAUUUUCACGACUUGCCAAGGCUAUGAUCAACUGGUUCCUUGUGAUUGACUUACUGGGCUGCUGCUGUGUCUACAUCGUGUUCGUUGCCAAGAAUGUCAAACAAGUGGUCGACGUGUAUGCCAAGGAUACCGACUGGUAUGGCGUAGAUGUUCGUGUAUACAUGGCAGUUCUACUUCCUCUUCUCAUUCUUAUGAACUUGAUAAGGAACCUGAAGUACCUGGCGCCGUUCUCCAUGAUUGCGAAUUUAUUGGUCGGCACUGGAAUGGGAAUCACUUUCUAUUAUCUUUUCCAAGAUAUACCCAGCUUGAGUGAACGUCUGCCCUUCACCCGUAUUGAGCGCUUACCAACUUUCUUCGGAACUGCCAUCUUCGCUCUUGAAGGCAUUGGUGUUGUCAUGCCUUUGGAAAACAACAUGAAGACCCCCACCCACUUCAUCGGAUGCCCUGGCGUGCUCAACACUGGAAUGUUCUUCGUAGUAUCCCUGUACGCAUUUACUGGAUUCUUUGGAUACCUGAAGUAUGGAGAUAACACUCAGAGCAGCAUCACCCUAAAUCUGCCACAAGAAGAAGCGCUGGGACAAUGCGUGAAACUUAUGAUUGCUGUCGCAAUUUUCUUCACCUACAGUCUUCAGUUCUACGUGCCCAUGGAAAUUAUCUGGAAAAAUGUUCGCCACUGGUUUGGAGCCAAGAAAAACCUGGCUGAAUACAGCAUCCGUGUUGGAAUCAUCAUCCUGACUUUGGCCACGGCUAUUGCUAUCCCGAACCUUGGUCCCUUCAUCUCAUUGGUAGGCGCUGUCUGUCUCUCAUUCCUUGGCCUCAUCUUCCCCGCUGUUAUCGAAACUGUAGCUUUCUGGGACAGGCCCAAUGGCCUCGGUCGUUUCAACUGGGUACUCUGGAAGAAUAUGUUCUUGGUUUGCUUCGGAAUUCUCGGUUUCUUAACGGGAGCAUAUGUUAGCAUUUUGGAUAUAAUCCACGGUGAGGAAUAA
Spodoptera littoralis (African cotton leafworm) is the source of this 1514-nucleotide messenger RNA. NCBI's taxonomy places the organism in Eukaryota, Metazoa, Arthropoda, Insecta, Lepidoptera, Noctuidae. The record is from the annotation of a GenBank genome assembly.